Molecule: messenger RNA, 1668 nt
Organism: Apaloderma vittatum (bar-tailed trogon)
Lineage: Eukaryota; Metazoa; Chordata; Aves; Trogoniformes; Trogonidae
Product: kinesin-like protein KIF13B
Exons: 11
Biological process (GO): regulation of protein localization; microtubule-based movement
Cellular component (GO): adherens junction
Molecular function (GO): ATP binding; cell adhesion molecule binding; microtubule binding
Source: RefSeq, a predicted model, not a curated record
GAUAGCCUCGGUGGUAACAGCAAGACUGCCAUGGUAGCAACAGUGAGCCCAGCAGCAGACAACUAUGACGAGACCCUUUCAACGCUGAGGUACGCAGACCGGGCCAAGAACAUCGUUAAUCACGCCGUGGUGAACGAAGACCCCAACGCUCGCAUUAUUCGGGAGCUCCGUGAGGAAGUGGAGAAGUUGCGAGAGCAGCUAACGAAAGCAGAGGCUAUGAAAUCACCCGAAUUGAAAGAACGAUUGGAGGAGUCAGAAAAGUUGAUUCAGGAAAUGACUGUGACCUGGGAAGAAAAAUUAAGAAAAACUGAGGAGAUAGCACAGGAGCGUCAGAAACAGUUGGAAAGCCUUGGCAUAUCUCUUCAGUCUUCCGGAAUAAAAGUUGGGGAUAACAAGUGUUUCCUGGUUAACCUGAACGCAGAUCCAGCUCUCAAUGAACUUCUGGUAUACUAUUUAAAGGAGCACACGUUAAUAGGCUCAGACAACUCUCAAGAUAUCCAGCUGUGCGGGAUGGGAAUUCUUCCUGAACAUUGCAUCAUAGACAUCACUCCAGAAGGACAGGUUAUGUUAACGCCUCAAAAAAAUACUAGGACGUUUGUAAAUGGUUCUGCCGUCGUGUGUCCUAUCCAGCUACAUCACGGAGACAGAAUACUGUGGGGAAACAACCACUUCUUCAGGCUGAACUUGCCAAAGAAGAAGAAGAAGGCAGAUCAUGAGGAUGAAGAGCGAGACAACUCUAUGAAGUGCAGUAACAGCGUUGAGCAGCUGGACAUAGAUGGAGACAAUUCCAGUGAAGUGUCUAGUGAGAUUAACUUCAGCUAUGAAUAUGCCCAGAUGGAAGUCACGAUGAAGGCACUCAGCAGUAAUGAUCCCAUGCAGUCCAUCUUGCAAAGCCUGGAGCAGCAACACGAAGAGGAGAAGAGAUCUGCGCUGGAACGACAGAGACUGAUGUACGAACACGAACUGGAGCAAUUACGAAGGCGCUUGUCGCCCGAGAAGCAGCAUUUCCGCAGCAUGGACAGGUUCUCCUUUCAUUCUCCCAGCGCUCAGCAGCGCUUACGGCAGUGGGCAGAGGAGAGAGAAGAAAUGUUGACCCACAGCCUGAGAAAGCUGCGAGAGCAGAUCGUUAAAGCCAACUUGUAUGUGAGAGAAGCCAAUUUUAUUGGAGAGGAAUUGGAUAAGAGGACAGAGUAUAAAGUUACCCUCCAGAUCCCAUCUUCAAGCCUUAAUGCUAACAGUAAGAGAGGCGCGAUUCUCAGUGAGCCUGCUAUUCAAGUGAGGAGGAAAGGGAAAGGCAAACAGAUCUGGUCACUGGAAAAGCUGGAGAAUCGAUUGGUAGACAUGAGGGAUCUUUACCAGGAGUGGAAAGACUGUGAGGAAGACAACCCAGUGAUGAGAGCUUACUUCAGGCGAGCUGACCCAUUCUACGACGAGCAGGAAAACCACAGCCUUAUAGGAGUAGCCAAUGUUUUUCUUGAGUGCCUCUUCUAUGAUGUGAAGCUACAAUACGCUGUUCCAAUCAUCAAUCAGAAGGGAGAGGUAUCAGGUCGUCUCCACGUUGAGGUUGUUCGAGUGAGUGGAGAGAUCGACGACAGGUUGGUUGGAGGUGAGGAUAGUCCAGACUAUUCAAAUGAAAAUGACAUUCAGGAGAGGAAACUUGUCUGCAGG